AUGUACAAGGCCGUGGGUUAUUUUGCAAAUCUUCACAGCCUCGUGCUAGAUCUUCAUUUUGACACCAGACCACUACCACUGGGUCGUCAACGCCAUGAAACCGAAAUUUCGAGACUUCGAGAGAUUAUCGCUAAUGCAGCCACAGAUGAAAAUCUUGUCCUUGGUAUCUGGAACUUGGUUUCCGCUAACCAGGCUUCUCGGAAUUUAAGAAACCUGCGCAUCAUGCCUUUCGGAGAUGAUAUGUUUUUGGGAGAUGAGAAUAUGGUCCUUGACUGCUUUGCUCGAUCAUUCUUGGUCACACGUAAUGCUCAGGGCGAGCCGAAUAUGAGCCAGCUUGGAAAAAGGGAAAGAGAGAUACGGCACGAGUGGAUGUCUUUUAAUAGCGACGAAGAAUUUCCCGAAAGGCUUGAUCGUCUUCUUUGGGAGAUUUGGCCAUCUGGGCCUAAGGGAAACAGCUGGCUAUCACUGGGUGGACAGACCAGCUUUCCUUUGCACCCAGAUGGUGCUUCAGUUGAAUGA
Messenger RNA from Penicillium soppii, 519 nucleotides. RefSeq lists its product as uncharacterized. Bases 1 to 519 code for a protein of 172 amino acids. NCBI's taxonomy places the organism in Eukaryota, Fungi, Ascomycota, Eurotiomycetes, Eurotiales, Aspergillaceae. The transcript has a single exon. The record is from RefSeq and is a predicted model, not a curated record.